UGAGGGCGUGCGAUACUACUGGAGCAUUUACCGGUGGAGGAUACAGACAGACUGGUUGGUUGGGGACCGAGAGAGCCGCUGCCUGACUUUCUCCAGUCGUUCUAAGCUUGGAUCAAGAGGUGCGGCUACCUGCACAGUUGUGUUUGUCUGUAGAAGACCAGAGUAUCAGAAGGAACCAUGAAUUUUGUGAUGAAGCAAGCCUUAGGUGGGGCCACUAAAGACAUGGGGAAAAUGUUAGGCGGAGAGGAGGAGAAGGAUCCAGAGGCCGCAAAGAAGAAGAAGGAGGAAGAGGAGGAGAGACAGGAGGCACUGAGACAACAGGAGGAGGAGAGGAAGGAUAAGCACCGGAAAAUGGAGGCAGAAAGAGAAGUCGUACGACAGUCCAUCAGGGACAAGUAUGGCUUGAAGAAGAAGGAGGAGAAGGAGGCGGAGGAGAAGGCAGCCAUGGAGCAGGCCUGUGAGGGGUCUCUGACGCGCGCCAAGAAGGCCAUCCCAGCCGGGUGCGGAGACGAGGAAGACGAGGAUGAGGAGAGCAUUCUGGACACCGUCCUCAAGUUCCUCCCUGGACCUCUAAAGGACAUGUUCAAGAAGUAAUGAACACAUCGACAACAACAACAACAACACAUGGUUCGGUCCAGCCAGGGGGAGGGGGAGGGGGAGA
Messenger RNA from Oncorhynchus kisutch (coho salmon), 661 nucleotides. RefSeq names its product complexin-2. Bases 178 to 594 code for a protein of 138 amino acids. Gene Ontology annotation, cellular component: SNARE complex; terminal bouton. The record is from RefSeq and is a predicted model, not a curated record. The transcript is spliced from 4 exons. Gene Ontology annotation, molecular function: syntaxin binding. Lineage: Eukaryota; Metazoa; Chordata; Actinopteri; Salmoniformes; Salmonidae. Gene Ontology annotation, biological process: regulation of neurotransmitter secretion; neurotransmitter transport; synaptic vesicle exocytosis.